Nilaparvata lugens (brown planthopper) is the source of this 3551-nucleotide messenger RNA. RefSeq names its product fasciculation and elongation protein zeta-2 (gene Unc-76). Gene Ontology annotation, cellular component: axon; cytoplasm. The record is from RefSeq and is a predicted model, not a curated record. NCBI's taxonomy places the organism in Eukaryota, Metazoa, Arthropoda, Insecta, Hemiptera, Delphacidae. The transcript has 8 exons. Bases 1 to 1197 code for a protein of 398 amino acids.
AUGAGGGAAAUAGGAGGAAAAAUGGCGGAGCUGAAAUUCGAGGCACCCUUGGCGCAAUUCGAGGAGACCGACGAAUGGGGCGUCGCAGACUUCCACCCCCAAAACAUCAAGGACGACGUCAAAGUGGUGCGCGACAAACCCCCCCAGGAAGUCCUCAACACGCCGCAGGAAGCCAACAACAACCAGGAGUCGAGCCCGGGGCCGGUGAACGACAACGCCAAUGCGAAAGUGUGCGUGGUUCAGCAUACAGCUGCCUCAGUCGCCGACAAUUUUACGGAAACUUUUUCGGGAUCUCUGGAGGAUUUGGUGAAUACUUUCGAUGACAAGAUUACGCGGUGUUUUUGCAAUUACGAUGAGUCGGUCGAGAAGCUGGCUCCAGUGCAGGUGCGAACCCAGGAGGAGAUCAUGAAUGAGUGCCAGAUGUGGUGGACUAUCACGGGCAAUUUCGGCAACAUCCUUCCUAUAGACUGGUCAAAAUCCUAUGCAAGGAAACUCCACAUGCCGGCACUCAAUCUCAAUGAAAAUAAAGACAAACUAAUGGUGGAUGAUGGAGAACUAAGCUCGGAAGAUGAAGCAGUGGCGAGCGACUUGGACAUGCACUCUCUCAUUCUGUCAGGACUCAGUCAUGACACAGAGCCUGUCAAAACUGCCGAAGAAGUCAUCAGAGAAAUCGAUGAUAUGAUGGAGGAAACCACAUCGACUGAAUGCACCCCAGAUUCUGAAUGCCUCGAUUCUAUGGAUCCCCUUGCCAGAAAAGCCAAAGAAGUUGUACAUUCUCCAUUAUAUCAAGACAAACUGAAAACCCUGAGCGUGUGUCAACUGAACGAUCUCUACUUGGAACUGGAGCUACUGAUCCGCGACUUCUCUGAGACGCUCAUCUCAGAACUAGCUCUUCGCGAUGAACUAGAGUACGAAAAAGAACUGAAGAACUCGUUCAUUUCACUGCUGCUCGCCGUUCAGAACAGACGUCGCCAGCAUCAUGUGGAGAAGAAGAGGGGUGGACGGGCGGGGGGUGCUAAGCCCCCUAUUGAGUCCAAGUACUUGACUACCGUGAUACCGUACCAUUUGGAUAGUGGUCCAUUGGACAACCAGGCACUACAAGUUCUCAUCAAGAUUCUGAAAGCCAUCAAUGAUGACAGCCCUACAGUUCCCACGCUACUCACGGACUACAUAUUGAAAGUACUAUGUCCAACAUAAACACCCAGAUCACCUCCCCCCCACCCCACUACCGUCGUCUACUAGCUUGCGAUAAAGUGAAAUGAAAAAUACUAUUCUCACAAUAUCUCUGUCUUUGUCACUCGCAUUAUGUAAGCAGCUGAAUAAAAAAUGACAACACAGCUUGUAACUAAUAAUAUUAAUAAAUAGUAGUUGGUAAGUUUAAAAACUAGUAAUUAAAUAACUGUACAUAGAAAUUUUGUUUAAGCAUAGAUUGUAUUUGCUGUAUUUAUGUACUAUAGCAGGUAAGAUUUUUUUAAUCUUUGGCGUAACUUCAAGAAAAUUUGAAGCUUAUUGAUAAUUUUUCGAUUUUUUUGAGAAGUUUAUUCUAAAUCUACAGUGGGAAUCAAAUAUAAUGAGGUCAGUUAAUUUCAUCAAAGAUGUCCAGAAUAUAGACCUAUAUGGAGGCCCAAUGAGAUCUAAUUUUGGAGAUACACCGUAAUGGAAUAGAGCAUUAACCAGCAAAAUUAUACGGAAUUAUCUGAGUCACUUGAGAAAGAGUUUAUUCCAGUUAUGAUUGAAACCUAACUUACUAUCGUUGUAUUUUGAUUUCUACUGUAUUUGCGAAUAAAUCUUCCGAGACUCACACUGGAUGAAAACCAUUGAUAGAUUAAUAAAUGUUUGGUGUAAGUUGUAUGUAAUAUUUUGAUCAAAUUGUAAUGAAAUGAGAAUAAUAAAUGUAAUUUGUAAAAUUAUAAUUAUCCUGAAAUGUCUGUUGUGGUGGAAAGCUUUGUAUGUGUUCAUUGAUUUAAAAAUAUUAUGCUUUUAUUGUGUGAUUUGGCUGAGAAGCUUCUCGUCAUACAAAUUAUGAGUAUUCAUUCUUGAAAGUUCAUUCAUUGUUUGAAACUACAUGUCACUUGAAUGAAUUCAAAGUAACAGCAGUUAACAGUUAACAGAGUCAAAACAUUUCGUAUAAUCAUCAUCAUCAUCAUUGCAUCCACCCCCUUUGUCAUUCACAUAUAUUAUUAUUACCUCUAAUAAUUCUAUAAUGUAUUUCAUAUUUCGUACAAUUCCAAUAGAGUAAAACAAUCCCCGAUAUUUAUUGAUAUUGUAGUAUAAAAAUAUUUGAACUGAUUCUUUCCAAUGUGUUUCAUUCAUCUCUUCUUAUGAAUAAAAAGAAGGACAACAAGUAAAAGAUAUAGAAGAUCGAGAAAAAAUUGAAUGAUUUAUAACAUAGAAGCGAAAUUCAAGAAAGAGACAAAAGUCAAAGGAAAUUAACGUAACAAAAAUAACAGAAUAAAGACUUCAAUUGAUCAACUUGCAAUAAUUUUUUACCUUCUUAUAGAGAUUAAAUUCGUUUCAGGCUUUUGACCUAUGAAAAUAUUAUUCUAGAGUAAAUUUAUCCCACUUUGUAAAUUUUAUUGAAGCUCUUAGCUGCAUAUUUGUUCAGUGAAAUGUCGCUUAUUGUAUUUUCCAGCCUCUAUCUUUAGAUUAAUAUAAUUAUUAUUGAAUGUAAUGAAACAUAAUAAAAACUUAUUGUGAUGAUUUAUUACUUUAAAUAUGUCGUGAGAACAAUCACAAUUUCUUUCAAUAAUCAGUGGAUUAUAUCAUAUUAUUAUUGCAAUUUUUAAAAAAGCGAAUAUAUUACUCAUUACUACCAAUGAUAAUAAAUACAAAUUCAUACUCCAUAUAGUUAUAAUCUUCUAGUAAAUUCAUCAACAAUAUUUUUCGAAAUUAUAGCCUACUAUCAUGCAUAUCAAAAACAGAACAACAUAAAGUUAUCUCUCAAUAUUUUUUCGAAUUUCUAUCUAAUGUUAUAUUUAUCAUCUGUGAUAUUUUGUAUGUUUUAUUUGAAGUGAUAAUCAUUUAAUGUUUUUUAUUAGUGUAUGUUUGUGAGUUUCUAUUUGUAAUGUAUUUAAUUAUCAUGCUUGACAAUAUAUUCAUUUCUAGACUACAUUAUUCAACAGAAAAAUAAUAAUUUGUUUCAAAAUAUUUUAUUGAUUGAAAUUCUCAAUAUUUCUUUGAAAGCAUAUAUUUUUUGAGGAACGACCGAAGAUAAGCUAAACUAUUAGCCUACAUUACAUAAUAUUAUUAUGUGUCAAAUGAUCUAUCAUACUAUUUGUAGUAACUUAAUAUAACAACUGUUACUAUUCAUAGUGAUAGGUAACUUAUUGAUCCACUAUAUUUCUCUAUGUAACAAGAAUUCAAAAUAAUAUUAGAGGGAUCAUAGCCCCGGUUUAGUAAUCAAAAUAUUUUCAAAUACAGGAAAAUUUGAUCUAGUCGUACUGAUAAUGUUUUGUUUUUGUGUAAAUAUACAUUUAGUGAAUGAAUAUUACAUUAAGAUGGUCAUGUUAUAUGCAAUAUCAAUAUGUGAUAAUAAAAGUAUUCGAAAAUCA